Triticum aestivum (bread wheat) is the source of this 2247-nucleotide messenger RNA. Its product is annotated as protein NETWORKED 4A. Lineage: Eukaryota; Viridiplantae; Streptophyta; Magnoliopsida; Poales; Poaceae. The record is from RefSeq and is a predicted model, not a curated record. Gene Ontology annotation, molecular function: actin binding. The transcript is spliced from 4 exons. Bases 774 to 2009 code for a protein of 411 amino acids. Gene Ontology annotation, cellular component: vacuolar membrane.
UAGGAGUAGGAGUAGGUGGGCAGUAGUACUUGGUCAUGUGCCACCGUCUCGUGCCCCUUUGCAUCUUCCAAGCUCUCUCUGGGCUGGAGACUCUCACGCGUUUGCUUCAAGCAUUGACCCGAGCAUAAAUCUUCCAGCCACUUGUUCCUGGCCUCUUCUUGAUUUCUUUCUAUCCCCUGCCUGUCCGUGUAGUGCUCAGAUUUGGUCAUCAUGAAGCCAUGAACAGAGCUGGCGCCUCUGGUGCAGGAUCCUGACGACCUGCGUCUCUGAAGGGGGAGAAGGGCUUCUUUUCUCAGGUGAGAUUCUGCUCUUGAUGCUUCCUGCUCAUCUGGAAUCUUUUCCAGUUUCUUCAAGCCAUGCUUAGUUGCUGUUUCUGGAGAGAUGGCUGCUCCCAAGUCCCAACCAAAGAUCUUGCAUCGUUUCUCCAGGGAUGCUAUUAUCUUUUGAUCUGAUCUUGGUUAUAUGCCCACCCCUGUUUUGACCCACACGCUUAUUUCUUAAUGGAUGGAACAGUGAAAGCCGCCUGCUGAAUCCUUGCUUCUCUGUUUGGUAAAAAAGGGUUAUCCUUGAUACCACAAUCUUCUUGAAGACUUGUGAAAAAUGAAGCCGCCUUUGGAAAGGAACCCAUCCAGGAAGCGCCAUUCAUGGUGGUGGGAUAGUCACAUUAGCCCCAAGAACUCAAAAUGGCUUGCAGAAAACCUCGAAGGUACAGUACAAUGUCUGAUUGUAUGUUGCACUGAAAUGAGCAUAAAUGAAUAACAAUAAAACAAAAAAUGGAUAAGCAAGUGAAGGAAAUGGUGCAGCUUAUUGAGGAAGAUGGCGACUCCUUUGCAAAGAAAGCUCAAAUGUAUUAUCAGAGGCGCCCAGUCCUCGUUACCCAUGUCGAGAACUUCUACCGGAUGUACCGCGCUUUAGCUGAGCGCUACGACAAUGUUACCGGUGAACUGCGCAAGAACAUCCCUUCAAGGAUGCAGUCCCAAGGAUCUUUAUCCGGUUCUGAGUUCGGUUCAGAGCUGCAAAGGUCGCCCACACCAUCUCCUGAGCCCCAGAAGUCCUGGACAAGGGAGCAGAGCCCUAGAGCCGCCGGUUUCAAUUUCUUUCUGAGUAACAAGAGCAAUGACUCACCGUCCUCAAGGAAGGAGCCUGGGUCAGCUUCACAGUCAGAAUCUGACAUGAAGUCUGAAGAUGGUGAGGAUGAUGGCAUUACCUACACAUUGCACCAGAGAGUUCUCGAGCUCGAGGAUGAUCUCAAUGCGGCAAACCGGAAGCUGCUUGACGCAAACGAAAAGCUCGAGGUUUUCGAGGAGAGGAUCCUGAGGUGCCAUUGCGAUUAUAAGGAAAAUGGAAAUGGCGCCGAUCAUGCUACCAAAAUUAGAGACAUUGAUGGAGAGUUCGUGUCAACUAAGGAGAAGCUACAAUCUUCACAAGUGGAGAUCAACAAUCUUGAAAGGAGGCUCGAAGACGCUGCAAUUUUGUCAGAAGAGCACUCCAGGCUGCUGGAACAAAACAAGGGACUGGAAGCUGAAAUUGUGAGUCUGAAGGAAGAGAUGACUUCAGCUAGACGGCGUUUCAACGACAAAAUAUCCGAGAGUGAUGCCGAGAUCAGCCAGUACAGGCAAGAGCUUGCCACCGCGUCCGAGAAGCUGUUGCAGGAGAAGUCCACCAACAGCACAGAGGUAGGAAAGCUGCAAGAAAUGAACCGGAUCACCAGUCUCAAGCUGGAGAAAGUUUCUGAAGAGAAGUCUCUAGUGGAGGACCAGGUGAAGGAGCUGGAGGAGGCGAACGCCGAAGCCGAAAGGCAGAGGCAGGAGCUCGUCCAUGCCGCCGAAAUGCUGUCGGAGGACAAGUUCAGACAUGAAGCUGAGAUCCUGACGAUGCAGCAGAGCAUCGAGGACCUGAAGCCGAAACUUGAGAGCAUCGCAAGAGAGAAAUCGCUGCUGAAACUCUGGUUCGCGGAUCUGGAGCGCGUCGUGGAGCGAGGAAGGAGCGUUGUCAUUCCCCCGGAAUAACCCGGUUUCGUCUGGAAAAUUCAGUAGCUAGAAUUUAGCAAACUAGCAGUGCUAUCUCUUUGUUUUUUUGGCCUGAGAUGUAACAUCAUACGGAACUGUGAAACCCUACCGUGGACAUCAGCUUUUCCUUUUCUUGGAUUAUUUCUUGCACUGUGAGGUGAUGGGUGGUGGUCGUGGUGUAUGAAACAUUUGCACUGAAUGCAUUUCCUUUGGCAAUAAAAUGUCUCUGAUGAGCUCA